Messenger RNA from Emys orbicularis (European pond turtle), 453 nucleotides. Its product is annotated as ribonuclease pancreatic-like. Gene Ontology annotation, biological process: defense response to Gram-positive bacterium. The transcript has a single exon. The record is from RefSeq and is a predicted model, not a curated record. Gene Ontology annotation, molecular function: nucleic acid binding; RNA nuclease activity. Bases 1 to 453 code for a protein of 150 amino acids. Lineage: Eukaryota; Metazoa; Chordata; Testudines; Emydidae.
AUGGUCCCAAGCAGACUCCACCCUGUGUUCCUGCUGCCCCUCAUCCUGCUGGCCGCCUGCCUGGCUCUGGCCAGCGGGCAGCCAUGGAAGGAUCUGAAUGACAAAUUCAAUAAGAAACACGUGGACAAUACAACAUCCCCAGCCACCAUGCCUGCUGACUACUGUGAAAAGAUGAUGAGGGCCCGAAAAAUAUACUGGAAUCUGCUCCACACCUUCAUCCAUGCAUCCAUCCCAUCCAUCAACAACAUCUGCUUUGAGGGGAUACCCAUCCAGGGCGGCCUACGCAAGAGCAAAAAUUUCGUCACCAUCACCCAAUGUUUAUUUAAGCCUGACCCGAAAUUGCCGACGUUCUCUUACACUGGGACAGGGGUUUCAAAGCAAAUUGUCAUUGGCUGCUGGAAGAGGCUCCCUGUGCUCUAUGUGGAGGAGGCACUGGGUGCAGUCUGGGUGUAG